AUGUUGUUUACACACUUUUUAGAAGAAAAUUCUUAGUAAAUUUUUUUUCGGUGUAAUGUCAAACAUUGUGAAUUAGUCGUAUUGUUGAAAUUAAAUUCAAUUGCAAAUCAAAAUUCACUUGUACAAAUCAAAAUCUAAUGUAUAGAUAUUACCAUGUCAAGUCGCUAUGAUGGUGCCGUGACAAUUUUCUCCCCCGACGGACACCUGUUGCAGGUGGAAUACGCUCAGGAGGCAGUUCGCAGGGGUUCAACAGUGGUCGGAUUGUGCACAAAGAAUUGCAUAGUGCUGGGAGUGGAGAAAAAGGCUGUCGAUCCACUGCAAGUUGAGAGGGCGACACAUAAAAUUAAAAAACUUGACGAUCAUAUGAUCAUUACUUUUGCUGGUCUUACGGCCGAUGCUCGAGUGCUCAUUAAUCGUGCCCAGAUUGAGGCUCAAAUGCAUUGCCUAAACCGGGAGAGACCAGCGUCUGUGGAAUACAUUACACGAUACAUUGCCAAAUUAAAACAACAGAAUUCCCAUACGAAUGGACUGCGUCCAUACGGUGUCUCUUGCAUCAUAGGUGGCUUCGAUGUGGAUGGAAAGCCGCAUUUGUUCCAGACCGAGCCUUCGGGAAUCUAUUACGAGUGGCAGGCCAACUCAACGGGGCGAUUGGGCCAAGCAGUCAGAACGUACAUUGAGAAGAAUCGCAGUGCGAUGAUUAACGCCCCCAAUGAGGUUGAAGCCGUCAAGCAGAUGGUGCGCACCUUGCAUUUGUCCACAUCAUUGGGUCCGAGUUUCUUCGAAGUGGUUGUGCUGAAGCACAACGAGCCGAUGACCAAAGUUGCCCCCGAGAUGAUAGCCUACAUGGUUCAGCUCAUUAAGCAGGAGGUUGCCGAGGAGGAGGCUAAGCAAAAGCAGCAACAGCGCACCGCGGCGACUUGAUUUGGAGUUCGACGUUUUUCUUGUUAACUUCACGUUUGCCGAGAGCGAUUUAGUUAACCUUUCGGUCCAAUCAAGACUUCAUGAAAGUUCUUUUUUUUGUUCUCUCUCGGCAAUUUAAUUUUAACCUCUCUCUCUCUUUCUCUUCCCGUAUUUGGCUCAUUCUCAAGGGAUGCUUGCGGAAUAUGCCAACUGCAAGCUGGCAAGGGUAUGGGAAAGGUAGAUGAGGGAAAGUAAUCAGCACGAAAAAUGUGUAAAGUGAGCAAAUCACUUAAUUUGCCUCAAGGGCAUGUUUAUAUACUUCAUCGCAUCGUCCAUCGUCCUCACAACGCUCAAAUUCCUUGACCAUUUCAGAUGGACGCUAUCUUAACUUGGCCAGCUUUUAUGUGCAGGCAACGGGAUGGCAAAAGACGAGUUAGAAACUUUUAAGUGAAAAUGGGAAUUGAAUUUACGCCAAAAUUGAACACCCAAACACACACAAUUAUACAUAUAGUAUAUGUAUAUAUAUAGUGCGAGUAUUGGCAGUUUGUGUUGGCUUCAAUAUUUUCAACCUAUGCUUACUCACAACUCACAAAAUUCAGCCCGAAGUGCCAUUUGCAACGUGUUUAUUUAGUUGAAGCAAGCGUUUUAAUCAAAUGUAUGCCCUGGGUAAUGUCUGCACUAUGAGUGAGAGAAUGCUCGAACCGAAAUCUAUGAUGGAAAGUUUGUGUUCGAGUGCGCGUAUUUCCAAUUCCGUGAAAAUUCAGUUAAUAUUAUCGAAGUUGCUCUAAUAAACUUUAGAUAUUUAUCAA
Messenger RNA from Drosophila albomicans, 1709 nucleotides. RefSeq names its product proteasome subunit alpha type-7-1B (gene Prosalpha4T2). The transcript is spliced from 3 exons. The coding region runs from base 154 to 921 and encodes 255 amino acids. Gene Ontology annotation, cellular component: proteasome core complex; nucleus; proteasome core complex, alpha-subunit complex. NCBI's taxonomy places the organism in Eukaryota, Metazoa, Arthropoda, Insecta, Diptera, Drosophilidae. The record is from RefSeq and is a predicted model, not a curated record. Gene Ontology annotation, biological process: ubiquitin-dependent protein catabolic process.